AUGUUCAGCAUACGCUGUGUGGGCCCUGUGCUAGUGGCAAUGCUUUUGGCCCUGCUGAUGGGCAUGGUUGUGGCCAAGCAGGACACGGCAGCACGUCAAUUUGGUGGCCAGAAUGGCUUUGGGAAUGGCUUGGGUCCGGGUAUCGGACCUGGACCUGGACCCGGAUCAAUUCCUCCCUGGGGACCACCACAACAGCCUGGAGGUGGCGGCGGAGGCGGAGGCUGUCCGCUCUGCGACUCUUCGGUGUACAGCUAUUGCUCCCACAAGAUGGUGCAUGACUCUUGUUGCUGCGAUUUUCCAGCAUCUGCCCCGCAGUUGAGACCGCCGCAGUGCUCCUACUACGACUGCUCCCUGCUGUAUGCCAAAUCCUGCUACGAGCACGCCCUCAUCAAGAACUGCUGCUGCAAUAAUCCCUACUGAAGCC
Molecule: messenger RNA, 424 nt
Organism: Drosophila subobscura
Lineage: Eukaryota; Metazoa; Arthropoda; Insecta; Diptera; Drosophilidae
Product: POU domain, class 4, transcription factor 1
Exons: 3
Coding region: 1-420 (139 amino acids)
Source: RefSeq, a predicted model, not a curated record